AUGCACUGCCAAAUCCCCAAUGUGAGUCUUCAACUUCUCCACAAAACAAUCCACACCACAUCUUCUUUCUAUCUCUCUCCAAAACUCAACCUAAACCAGCACCAACUGGCCUCAACAGCCACCACCAAACAAACCCAGAUUCAAAAACCCGACUCGUACAACGUCAAGUUCACGACUCUCGAAGCAUGCCAGCUCAGCAUCUCGAGAUACCCGAAUUUCGAUUACAAUGCCAAGGGAGGCUCGGGUUUUGGGAUGGCAUCUAAAAUAGCCGAAUCAAAUGACCAAAUUUCCGUUGAUUUCGACGUGAACGGAUUGUAUAUACCGCCGUUAUCAACAGCCACUACAAAGUUCCUAGGGCUGCCCUUACCGCCCUUUUUGAAAAUCGACAUACUUCCUGAGACCUUUCAUGGAAGCAUCGACCGGGAUUCUGGCAAGGUCGAGCUCAAGUUCAGGGCCAGAUUCUGCUUUUCUGUUGGGACUGUGUAUAAGGCUCGGCCGCUGCUUGUGGAUACGGUUUUAACAUCGGAAGAAUGUAAAGGGGAGAUUAUUAGAGGAGGAAAAGGGGAGAGGCUUGGAAAAGAUGGGAUGUGCAGGCUAAUAGGGACCACCAACCAAAUAAUGCACUGCCAAAUCCCCAAUCUGAGUCUUCAACUUCUCCACAAAACAACCCACACCACAUCUUCUUUCUAUCUCUCUCCAAAACUCAACCUAAACCAGCACCAACUGGCCUCAACAGCCACCACCAAACAAACCCAGAUUCAAAAACCCGACUCGUACAACGUCAAGUUCACGACCCUCGAAGCAUGCCAGCUCAGCAUCUCGAGAUACCCAAAUUUCGAUUACAAUGCCAAGGGAGGCUCGGGUUUUGGGAUGGCAGCUAAAAUAGCCGAAUCAACGGACGAAUUUUCCGUUGAUUUCGACGUGAACGGAUUGUAUAUACCGCCGUUAUCAACAGCCACUACGAAGUUCCUAGGGCUGCCCUUACCGCCCUUUUUGAAAAUCGACAUACUUCCAGAGGCCUUUCAUGGAAGCAUCGACCGGGAUUCUGGCAAGGUCGAGCUCAAGUUCAGGGCCAGAUUUUGUUUUUCUGUUGGGACUGUGUAUAAGGCUCGGCCGCUGCUUGUGGAUACGGUUUUAACAUCGGAAGAAUGUAAGGGGAAGAUUAUUAGAGGAGGAAAAGGGGAGAGGCUUGGAAAAGACGGGAUGUGCAGGCUAGUUGGGGUGGCAAAAGUCGAGCCUAUUAACGAUAUUUUCAUGGAUACGUUCCUUGCACUUCCUACCGAGUGCUUAGCAGUUUUGAAUGCAACAAUCUCAUUCUCGAGCAGCACAACAUAG
Messenger RNA from Striga hermonthica, 1335 nucleotides. The record is from the annotation of a GenBank genome assembly. NCBI's taxonomy places the organism in Eukaryota, Viridiplantae, Streptophyta, Magnoliopsida, Lamiales, Orobanchaceae.